Molecule: messenger RNA, 920 nt
Organism: Wasmannia auropunctata (little fire ant)
Lineage: Eukaryota; Metazoa; Arthropoda; Insecta; Hymenoptera; Formicidae
Product: Down syndrome cell adhesion molecule-like protein Dscam2
Exons: 4
Coding region: 1-798 (265 amino acids)
Biological process (GO): cell-cell adhesion
Source: RefSeq, a predicted model, not a curated record
AUGAGCGUCGAGUGUCAGCAUGAAAGAGCACCUUAUAUAGAGGUUUUCAAGCACAGAAAUAGAAAUAGACGAGGAGUGGUGCUGGACAGCCAAGGGCCGGUGCUGGUCUCGGAGCCGCGCUCGAGCGUGGAGUUCUCGAACGACACCGGGGCGAUGAUCCACUGCUCGGCCCACGGCAGCCCGUCGCCGCGGAUCGACUGGCUGAUGGGCGACGGCUCGCCGGUCCUGCCGAUACCGAACAUCCGUGAGAUGCUGGUGAACGGCUCCAUGUACUUCCUGCCGUUCGGCGCGGAGAGCUACCGGCACGACGUGCACUCGGCCGUCUAUCGGUGCCAGGCGUCGAAUAGCGUCGGCAAGGUGCUCGGCCGUGAAAUCACGGUGAAGGCCGUGGUACGCCAGAAGUACGAGGUACAAGUGCGGGACGCCUACGUUCUGGCGGGUAACACGGGGGUGCUCAGGUGCGAGAUACCGGCCUUCGUCAAGGAGUACGUCGCGGUCACAUCCUGGCUGAAAGACUCGGCCUUCAACAUUUACCCGUCCGCGGAGAGCGGCGAGAAGCACCACAUGCUGCCCACCGGAGAGCUGCUCAUCUUCUCGGUGACUCCCGCCGACGCUCACUCGACCUACCGAUGCCGCACUGUACACCACGUAACCGGUGACACCGUGGAAAGUUCCUCGUACGCCAGGCUCGUGGUUACCGGUAAGUCCUCGCAGGACGUCCGUAAGUCCGUCAGCCCGGAUCUCUUCGAGCGGAAGUCUCCCGGAAAUCCUACCUCGAUACUGAGCGGAGCUCCCUGAGAUUGAGAGGCGGAGUUGAGGAAAGGGAAAUUCGGAGUUAACGAUAAGCCACGUAAAAGGCGCUGCCCGGAAUAAUGACGAGGCAUCAAUUAUGCAGUAAUUAACACGCCGAAUGGUCUAAU